Messenger RNA from Spodoptera frugiperda (fall armyworm), 1702 nucleotides. RefSeq names its product lysoplasmalogenase. Bases 288 to 950 code for a protein of 220 amino acids. The record is from RefSeq and is a predicted model, not a curated record. The transcript is spliced from 3 exons. NCBI's taxonomy places the organism in Eukaryota, Metazoa, Arthropoda, Insecta, Lepidoptera, Noctuidae. Gene Ontology annotation, cellular component: membrane.
CCAACAAGCGUUUUUGUUUUGUCAGAGCUACCGCUGCGCACUUGUUCGACUACAAAUACCUACUUGGUAUAACAAAACAAGUGGACAUCAAAACAAACAUUUUCACUUUUUAUUCGCACAUCACCGCCGUGUCCGCUGCCAGUACGGGUUUGCACACUUCGGAGUUAACUUCGUUCUCGUGGUUACUAUCGAAGUAUUAGUAUAAAUUGUUAGCUUAUACAUUACAGCUCAGUGGUGCGUAGUUUGAUGAGUUAUAAAUAAAAAAGGAAAUCGAACGCUCCGAAGACAUGAUAUUUCCCGUCGACUUGGUGCAGCGGCUGGGGGUGGGGGGGCGGCUCGUGCCGUUCUUCAAGUGCGUGUGCGUGUACUUCGUGGCGCGGGGCGCGGGCGACGGCGCGCCGUCCCCGGGCGCGGCCGCCGCCAAGUGCGCGCCCGUGCUGGCGCUGCUGCUGGUCGUACUGCUGCACCACGCCGCGCUGCCCUACCACAAGGGCGGGUACCCGCGCUGCGUGGCGGCCGGGCUGGCGCUGUCGGCGCUGGGCGACGCGCUGCUGGUGUGGCCGCAGCACUUCGUGGCCGGCAUGCUGGCCUUCGCGGCCGCGCACGUGGCCUACCUGGCGGCCUUCCGCGGCGGCCGGCGCGCCGCGUGGCUGGGCGCCGCGCUGUACUGCGGCGCCGCCGCGUACGUGCGCGCGCUGGCGCCGCCGGCCGGGCUGCGCGCGCUGGUGCCGCUGUACGCGCUGCUGCUGGCCAGCAUGGCGUGGCGCGGCGCGGCGCGGGGCGGCGCGGCGGCGGCGGGCGCGCUGCUGUUCCUGCUGUCGGACGCCAUCCUGGGCUACCACAUGUUCGGCGCCGCGGUGCCGCACGCGCAGGUGGCCGUCAUGUCCACGUACUACUUGGGCCAGCUCGGCAUCGCGCUCAGCGCGCUGCAGGAGCGGCCGGGGCCCUGACUGUGCUCUGCGCGCAACGCGUCACUCACGUAGUGCCUCGAUAUUUUAAUGGCCGUAGUUAGAUAUAGGUUUAUUUUUGAUGAGCGUUUACUUGGGUGAGAUGUGCCCGCACAAACAUUCGACAUGCACCUGUUGAAUGCGACCAGUCUGUGAUAUAUUUACAUUGCGAUGAAAUAUGGUCUUCUUGUAAAAUGAGGACUGUUAAUCAUUAAGUUCCUGUUACCUUGUGUUCUUUUAAAUAUAUAUGCAGUCAGAUGCAUGAGCUUCCGGAGUAGUAGCGACGUGAGAGAAGGCAGCCACAGUCACUGUGUGCCAAUGUGUAAGUAGGUAAUGCCGUGGUCUGGCCGGGAAUAACGAAUAUAAUAUCUCUAAAACCCCUCCUUUGCAAUCAGAAAACUGGGUCCAACAGCAGUCACUACUACUGUUUGGUACUACAAAGUACCGUACUGUAGAGCUUUGUGCUGCCUACAAAACAGAUGCGGUCUCACGCCAUAUCUGUGUAGCUCGUCGUUGUUCUCAAUGUUCUCGAGUCUCCUUUUAUCAUGUUCAUGUACCUACCUAGCGGCAAUGUAAAUAUGUAUAUAGGUAUAGAUAGGUACGGUACUUCACUGUUCUGUUAUUUCUAAUACUUAGUCAAUCCAAUAUUGCAAUUAAAUAGUCUUCCUGUAGCAAGAGCAAGUGUCACGUUUGUUAGUGUCAGUAUGUAGGUGGUGGUGUGUCGUCCAGUCCUAUUGUAGAUCACUCGUAAGUAC